GUAUUUUGCUACCAACAGAUUAAAACAUUUUCGGUGCUGUUGGCUAUUAUCACUUAUGCAUUACGCCAUAUUCUACAAACAAUAUAAGAUGUAUCCAGUAUUGCAUGCAUUUGGGGGAAGUCUUGAUGUUAUAGUCUCUUUCACCUUACAAUAGCCGCUAUAUGGCAGAAACAUGCCGAUGCGACAUUUAAUAAAGCUCACUCCGCCUGUAUUUUAUUCUCUCCUUGCUUUUUGAAAUUCCCUCUCCGUCAAUGACCUGGUUGCCCCAGCGAUGACCUGUGACACGUGACCUUAAUUGUCCAAUCACAAUUGUAAACACGGCUUCAAUAUGGCGGCCCUCGGAAGUGAACAAACUAAACAUAUAUUCCUCAAUCGGAUGUUUUGUGGUCAAACACAUGAAGCAGCGAUGUGAGUGACAGCUUGGAUACAGAUUUAGGGGCAAAAUCGGACCCAGCAUCUGUCAAGAUGUCUGCCUCAAGCACCACACGAUCAACGGUCAGUUCACUGGACACCCCAUCCUCAACAACCACCUCAGGAACUUCGUCCAGUCGAGGACCUGUUCAGUCAGUAUCCAAGACAGAGUAUGUGGCACCAAAACCCAUCACAUCCAACAGUGCUGAGGAGGAGAUACUGAGAGAGAUAUGUGCUUGCAAUGGCCUCAACUACAGCAAGUUAUCAAGUGGUGAAGGAGAAAAUGCUUACAUUAUUGAAAUGUUUUUCUCUGGCUACCCUAAAAUUGUUGGGUUACAAAACUUCCCGAAUCUGCACACCCUGACAAUUGUGGGUCAGACUAUCACCAAGAUAAAUGGAUUAUCAGCUCUCACUAAACUACAGGAACUGUGGCUGUGUGAAUGUCAGAUCAAGAAAAUUGAAAAUGUGGAAGUAUGCAAACAACUGAAGAAACUGUUCUUGUAUGGGAACCAGAUCUCCCUGAUAGAAAAUGUCUCUCAGCUGUCACAGUUGGAAGUACUGUGGCUCAAUGACAACAACAUUACAAACAUUGAGAAUAUGUCUACACUCAUCAAACUGAGGGAGCUGAAUUUGGCUGAAAACAAGAUAGAAAAAAUAGGAAGAUCACUUGAUGCCAAUAUCAGAUUAGAAGAUCUCAACUUGUCUGGCACCAAAGUGUCAUCACUUAAGGACUUGACCAACCUUGCACGGUUCCCUCACUUGAACAGUGUGAGUCUGAAGGAUCCUCUGUACUCCGCCAGUCCUGUGAGUCAGCUGUGUAACUACUCCACACACUUGUUGUAUCAUCUACCGAACCUACUGCGUCUCGACACAUACGACAUCACCGCCAAGCAGCUCAGUGAUCUUGCAGAAACAACUGUGACGAAGAAGAAGAUGUACUACAACAUGAGGCUGAAAGUCAUACGCCGUAAUUUGACAGCUCUCGUCUCAAAGUUGGAGACACACAAGCGCCAUCUGUUGGAGGGACCUUACCAGAGAAUGAGAAAGAUAGUGUUUGCUGUGAAGGAGCUGGAGCGGGAGGUGCAGGAACUGCAGCAGGCAGGGGAGGACCUCAACAUGUGCACCAGCGACACCGAGAGUGAGAAAGAUGCAAAGGAAUCGAAGAAAGUAGUGGAUCACAGCCAUCAUCGAAAGCCUAUCAUGGACAAGUAUGAUGCACUGAAGAGAAGGCUGAGGAAGCUGGAGAGGAAAUGUGAAGAGAUUGAGGGUUACUGUGAAGAGGCUGAAAGUCGUCUUCAUCGGAUGUCAGAUACAUUGAUCAGCAGGUUCAUGAUAGAACUGGAGACAGGGGGAAAUGUCCGCUUUGAAGAGGGGUCGUCAGCUGACAUCUGGUUUAGUUCCUGUCAUGAUCUGGUGCUGUCGAGGUUUUGUGCAGCCGACUACAGAGAACAGGGCAUUAUGGGUAUCAAGCUGCAUCGCAUCAUUCGCGUCCGCAAUCGGAUACUAAGAGCAAGAUUCGAUGAAAAACUGGCCAACAUUACUGAUGAGAAGGAUAAUGAAUUCUACCCUCUCAGCAAGAACCCCACACACAAGAAGCUGCUGGAGUACUUGUUCUGGAUGUGGGACCCUGAUAUAGCUGGAGGAGCUACAGAGAUGGCUCGGGUCCUAGAGGAGGGAUUCCCUGAUGCAGACAUGUACCAGAAACUUGGUCGAGAUGGUGCUGUCCCCUUAAGUAACAGUUUAAGCCUGGCUGACCGCCGCCGCAUCAACUGUCUGAUGAGACAGUCUAAAGACAAGGAAGCUGCUGACUCCUGCCCUUAUAGAUAUGGUCAGCUGGUGGUAGCCAAAGUGUACCUGGGGAAAAGUAUGUCAGCCAUGGAUGACAGAUCUAUAUCAAAAUCUGCAUAUCACAAGAUAGAUGCAAUAUUCAAACCAAGAAGGAAAGUUAUUCCAAAUGAAAAGAAAGAUGGUGAGAACAGUUCAUGUGAGUGCAGCGCCCGGCAGUGUGAGUGGUACAUCUUCGAUCAUGAACUGGUACUUCCUGAGUACAUCAUAGAGUUUGAGUACAUCACACGGAGCAAAUGCAAAUCCCCAUUUUCUGGUCUGAGUGAUGAGCUGCUGGAGAACAAGCCGGUGAAACUAGCAAACCUGGGGGGUGGGGAGGACGUGCACUCAGAGGAGGAUGAGGAAAUCUUUAACAUGGAGCCCACAAUCAAACAGAGACCAAGGCUAGUCACACUGAAUGAUGAACUCUUGCUGAAAAUAUCCAAGUGUGAUGCUCUGGCCAAUAUCACAGUGCUCAAUCUCCAUGGAAAUGGGCUGACAAAACUCAAGCACCUGCAGUCUCUAUCAGCACUGAGGAAACUCAUUGUCCCUUUUAAUGAGCUGACACGAUUAGAGGACCUAGCACACAUGUCACUGGAGUACUUGGAUGCCAGCUUCAACAAGAUCAUAACACUUGAGGGGAUGAAGGGUCUGUCUCGCCUGAAGCAGCUGGACAUCAGCUGGAACCGACUGACCAACACGCGAGAGGAGCUGUCCAUUCUGCGCAAACACAUGUCGGGUCUGAAGACUCUUAACAUGAGAUACAACCCAUGGCUUAAGCCUGACGGAUUACGCCUGCGUGUCAUUGGUCGGUUGAAGUCCCUCACCCUGCUAGAUGACCAGCCUGUGACAGAGGAAGAGGCUACUGCUGCCCUGAGAGUAGCAGCAGGGUCUCGCAUCUCCCAGCUCUCCCUCCUCACCCAGUCCCGCGUGGACGCCACCACACCACGCUCACUCAGCCUCAACACCACCGCACAGAUCGUACUGCACAUGAGCAGACAGAAGCCGGAGAAGUUCGGAGAGCAUGAUACGUCGUGGUAUCUGAAAGUGUCCACACUCAACCUGGAGGGCCAGCACAUCACGAAGCUGUCCAACCUAGACAGGCUGGAGAACUUGAAGUGGGCAUCCUUCAGUAACAAUGACCUGACUAAGAUAGAGGGCCUGGAUUCCUGUGUCAAUCUGGAAGAGCUGUCACUGGAGAACAACUGUAUUGUGAAGGUAGAGGGCCUGGCCAAACUGACCAAACUUAGGCGACUUAGUCUGGGCUACAACUACAUCAACACACUGGACAAUGCUGCCUUCAGCAACCUCACUCACCUGUGUUAUGUGUCACUUGAGAACAACAGGCUUACCUCCCUUCUCGGUCUCCAGAGGGCGACGUGGCUAGUGGAGCUCUAUGUUGGCAACAACUUAAUCUCCAACAUCAGAGAGGUCUUUUGUCUCAAGAUGCUGCCAAGCCUAGUCAUCCUGGAUUUGUUUGGCAACCCAGUAGCUGUGGAUGUGGACCAUUAUCGUCUCUUCGUCAUCUUCCAUCUGAAAACUCUCAAGGCUCUCGAUGGAUGUGCAAUAGAAGCUUCGGAGGGGAAUUUGGCCAAGGACACAUUUGGAGGGCGACUGACAGCUGACUUUGUUGCUGAGAAACUGGGUCAUUCAAAUUUCCACGAAGUUCGGGAACUGGACCUACCAAACUCCUCGAUCAGAACUGUGGACCUUGGCACAGGGGAGCAGUUCCUUAACCUCAGAAGUGUGAACUUGGAACACAACAACCUGACGUCAUUCACAGGGUUGGUCCAUCUUGUCAACUUGAGGGUGUUGUGCCUGAAUCACAAUCACAUCGAGUGUAUCCUGCCCCGGUCAAAAGCCACCAACACCAAGCAGAAGUUUCCGACGAGCAGCAUCCCCUCAAAGAACCUCGAGUUCUACACAGAAUCAUUUACACCAGUAUUGGAAUCACUGGAGGUCCUCCAUCUUGGAUACAACUGUAUAAAAGACAUGGGAGCCCUGCAGCUGAGUCGUCUUCCUGCUCUGAAAGCACUCUUCUUACAGGGGAAUGAAAUCACAAAAGUUGAGGGUUUGGAUGGCUUGCAUGAUCUACGUGAGCUGGUCUUAGAUCGAAACAAAAUCAAGGGAGUAUCUGAGUUGGCCUUCAUCAAUCAAUGGAAUCUAGUGGAACUUCACCUUGAGGAGAACAGAGUCCGCGACCUAUCCAACCUCAGUAGUCUGGAGAACCUGCAGAGACUGUAUCUAGGAUCUAACAGAAUACAGGAUUUGUCAGAACUGGAGAAGCUGGACUCUCUCUCUAACUUGGUGGAGAUUUCCAUAGUUAACAAUGUGAUAUCUCGGCGCCUAAUGCACCGACCAAUGCUGGUGUUCCGCAUGCCACAGCUAGUGGUUAUUGAUGGCCUUCCUGUUACUGAUGAGGAACGCGCGAAGGCGGAGCUGUACUUUGCUGACCAGCAGGUAUACUUCCAGCCAACUGGUACCACAACCACCACGGUGGAGGCAACGCUUCCUGGUAUUGGUCAGUACAAGACCUCUGUGCCAGUGAAAGUGACCAAUGUCCAGUUGUCCUCCCCACCAAUGUGGAGUGGGGCAGUCUAUUACGAUGAGGCUACAGACUCUAAUGUCCAAAGAGGUGGAGGUAGACGACGGGGGGUACCAAAGAAUGAUGUUGGCGGCAAUGGUGGGGGGCGGACAGGGGGUAACAGCAUGGCCUACCAGCACCUCAGCAGUCAGCAGAACUAUGGCUACAACAACAGCAACAGGAAUGGCGGCCAGUUCUCCUAUCUCAGUAACCAGGCGCCCUACUCAGCUCAGAGCACAGCUGACUAUGUGGAGAGUCUGGCUAGAAUGAACAAUGUACGCAACAACAAGAGAUAGCCAGAAAGGGAGAUUGUGAAGUCCUACAGUUUUCACUUUUCAGACAAUAUGUUUUUUAGUUUACCAUAAUCAUGACUAAGUGAAUUCUGUCUUUCUUGUGGUGAAGGAGGUGUGUCACUUGUAGGGUUCAGGGACAAAUUAUUUUGCUGUUUUAAUAUUCAAAACAUGUAAUGGUAAGUUGUAAUAGAUAUAUUCAAACAGUUGACAUGUAUAUAUUCUUUACAAGUUAUGGUUAUAUUUCAAUCAAUUUCACAAAGUGUAAUUUGCUAAAAUGUGGCUCGAAAUAAUUGUAAAUUAUUUGUACAUUGAAAUCUAUUCACAUUGCCAAAAUAACUGUGAUGACCUAUGCUGCCAGUAUUGUUGUAGAUAUCUUCCUUAAGGUGAUUGUUACAAGUUAUAGUACCAUGUUUCAGCAUUAAGCACAGUGCUCUAUCAGUACCCUGUAAGAUAACACCAGUGUUUCAGCCAGGAUUUGACCCAAACUGUGCCAGCUGAAACAUUACUUUUCAAAAAGGGUGCCAGGUGAAUGAUGACACAGAAUGGUACAAGUGCUGUUCACGGUUGCCCCUUCUUCCUGUGCUAACUAAUAAACACAUCUCCCAGCAGCAAUUAAUUGAUCAUUUUUCUGUGAAACGCUAUUUUCCAUAAAUGGUACAAGUUCCCAGAAACGGCUAUUGAUGACUACAUUUUCGUUCUAAGAAUCAAGAUGCCAAUGUUAAAUCUUUAAAGUCAGAUGCAAAGUUUUUAGCAUUUUGAAAGACUGGUUCUAAAAAUAUUUAGUCAAGAUCUCCUACUAUAAAUGUAACAUUACUGAUAGACCUGGGUCACUGUUUUCACGAAUUUGAGUGCGGGAAGUAUGGGUCCUGGCUGAUGCACUGUAUAAUCCAAAUGUCUUGUUAUUAUACUGAUAUUUUGAAGAAGUAUUCAGAUGCUUAACCUAGUUACUGUCAAAACUCAGUGGAAUAGGUUAUGUGCCCUGGGUGUUUAAUGUCAAAUAUGGCACUUUAACAAAGGGGCUCCCUAUUUAUGAAUGCCAUUCCGUCCUGUGUUAUUGAAUGUAAUUCUGUUGCCAGUUGUGUCUGUGAUAUAUUGCUCAAAACACUGUUCAUGUAGCAAAGAGGUAUUCCAACUGAAAGAUUGUUUUAAGUAAGAUUUUUAGCAUUUUGUUGAUUUGUCCAUGAAUUGUCUCAUCCUUGUCCAUGAAUUGUGACUGCAUUUAGGACAUUACUUCGUACUCAUCUUGGAACAUUAAAAUUAAAAUUGCAUUUUUUCAUUGUCACAAUACUCAUUACUAUCAAAUUGUAAUAUUUAAUGUGUACCAAAAUGGGUUGAAGUGUGCAAUGGUUUUAAUUUUUUAACUGAUCCAUCAAACUGAAAUUCAAGUCAGAACAUAACAGCCAGUCAGUUUUGAAAUUAUUGUUUUUGUCUUCCUUUCAGUUUUGUCUUUAGUUUUUAUCAGAGGUGAUGUUUUGAUGAUUGUUUUAGAAGCCAUGUACACAUGUGGUCAUAUUAAAUGCAGCAUGUUAUACUGUUAAUUCACUUUGUGUUGUGAAGAUGUUGAAUCAAGAAAGGGAUAAGGUCACAAGCCAUGUUUAUCAGUAUUUAUUAGAGACACCGAAAACAGUAUUCUGAAUGAAUAUUACAACUUUGAAAUCUU
Molecule: messenger RNA, 6772 nt
Organism: Haliotis rufescens (red abalone)
Lineage: Eukaryota; Metazoa; Mollusca; Gastropoda; Lepetellida; Haliotidae
Product: leucine-rich repeat-containing protein 9-like
Exons: 34
Coding region: 466-5115 (1549 amino acids)
Molecular function (GO): protein binding
Source: RefSeq, a predicted model, not a curated record